Messenger RNA from Lymnaea stagnalis (great pond snail), 17938 nucleotides. The record is from the annotation of a GenBank genome assembly. Lineage: Eukaryota; Metazoa; Mollusca; Gastropoda; Lymnaeidae.
ACCGCGUGACUAGACUAAAUACAUGUAGCUUUCAGGCUGGGGCAGAGCGCCGCUUUUUGUUCAGUUUUUUUUUUAUCUGUGAUCUAGUGCUAACUGUGGCGUGGUGUACAGUGGGAGCAUCCUUUUCAUUACAUGACGGUGCCAGAGUCUUAGGCUCCACGCAGGUCAAGUGUGCGACUAUGUUAACUUAGUUACCUCUUAAAGACAGUGGUUGCCGUGUGUUUGGUGAUAGAAUCAAGCGUCAAUUACCUUGGCUAAAUGUCAUCAUGUUAAAAAAAAUAAUUCAUUUACGAAUGUAAGUAUACACAUAGGUAAAUAAAUAAAUAGGUAUACAAAUAGGUAUACAAAUUGUAAGGUCAUUCCAUUAGAGUUAUUCAUUUCUCUUCUUAAUUUUAUACCAAAAUUGUAUCUUUGUUGUAAUCAGUAAUAAUAUUCGCGUCAUUGUAGGCCUAUGUUAAUUUGUGUGUUUCUCUCAAUGAGACCAACAGUAUAAUGAAUGAGACCAACAGUAUAAUGACAGAGACCAACAGCAUAAUGACUAAGACCAACGAUAUAAUGACGGAGACAAAUGGUAAAAUGAAAGACCAACAGUAUAAUGAGUGUCGAUACUACAAUUUAAGGCACAAUCGACCCCUAACUGAUCGGUGGACGGUUUAAAACCAAUAUCAUACCAGAAAUACUUUGUCAUUUUUUAAUUUUAAAUAUUUUUUUGGGCAUUCCCUAAAGGAUACUUCCAAUAUCUGGCGGUUCGUGCAAAGUGUGUUCUUGGACAGUCUGACGUUUCGCACCACGUGACCAAGAACGCACCCGUGCAAUAGUUGUGUUGAAGUGAAGAGCAGAGCAGUGCUAACGAGAUCCUUGCGCAACUGGAUUCUUUCUUUACUAGAGGUCACUUUUAUUAACGUUGCAUCUCAUUGAGUCCCUAACGGAAUAACUGCUGCUGUGGUCAAUGCAACCAUUACGAGACUCCCUGGGGGGAAUAAUGUGCUACUUUAAGAGCUCUCGUAACUACCUGAGGCGCCGACUUCUUCCGUCCAUCAUCAGCCUGAUCUCCCUUGCCGUCUGCGGACUACUUUUCCUGACCGUCGGCCACCAGAAUUUCCGCAGUCAUGACAACGCUAGUGACAGGGUCCAAACGCAAGUUGACAGGCAUCGCCCGAAUUCCGGUCAAGAGAAAUCGCAAUCAUCGGCCGAUGCGUCGGAUCUGAUCCGGCGUUUCUACCAAAACGUUUCAUCACCACUUGCCCGCGACCAACUUCCUGGCGCGGCCAGGGGUCUGAACACAGGUGAUAAGUUGAAUGAAACUCGACCUCCGCUCUCCGCCACCACCAGGUGGUCUCCAUCCGGCCCUGAGAGUUUCAGCGCCCCGUUGAUCCAUCCUCACGGGAACUUGACUGGCGUCGGCCGAACUGGGAGUGACGGCGGUAACCGGGUCAAGCCACUCCAACACUUGACAGGCGUCUCAAAUCACGCUGCCCCACGGGGAACAGUGGACAGAUCAUUGGUCAAAUCGAUUGCGGACGAUCUUGACCAGUAUGUGGACGGCGUCUACUGGACGCACGAGGUGGACAAACUGAUCCCAAAAGGUAAAUGGACAGAAAUAAUAAUUCCUCAUAAACAUAAUAGUAGAGAAUGUGUAUUUCUUCAUUUUUUUAAAAAAAUGUUUAUGUAUCGGGAGCAUACGAAACUCAUCGUGUAAUAAAACUGGUUACCAAUCCGUGUCAUUUCUAAAAAGAUGUGUCUGACAUUUGUAAACAUACAGUGCUACCUCGAGAUACGAAUUUCAUUCGUUUCGUAACCUUGCUCUUAAGUCAAUUUGCUCGUAUCUCAAAGCAUUUUUCUCCAUUGAAAUCAAUAGAAAUGCCAUUAAUCCGUUCCAGCCCCCAAAAUGCCACCUCAGUUGUUUUUGUUACGUGUUUUUGAAUAAGAAAAAUGUAUUUAUAGAUGACAAAUAUUGUAUAAAAACAUAAUAAAAGAGAAUGUAAAGAAAUAAACUGGUUUUAUAAAGUGUAUUUACUUUGGACAUCAGCUGACUUGAGCUUACGGAAGAUGCUGGUGGAGGAUUUGGGUGGAGGAGAUAGGUGAAGGAGUUUCACUUCCUUCACUUACUUGCUACACUGUUAAUGCUUAAGUCUUUCGGUCACUUUAAUUCACUUACUCGCUACACUCUUAAUGCUACACGCCAUCCAUAAACUUAAUGGAACUUAACUAAACUUCACUGAAUUUACAUUCCACUGUACAAUUUUUUGUUACUUUCGCUUAAUUUUCGUCACUGCAGCCGGCCGACCCUCUAUUCUGGUUCCUCGUAUCUCAAAUAUUUCUGGUAUCUCAAAGCAAAACAUCGCUCGCUCGACGCCUCGUAUCUCAAAAAUCUCGUAUGUCAGGGCACUCGUACGUCGAGGCACCACAGUAUAUAGCACUAUUUCAAUAUAAUGCCAAAACUAUUUUUCUCUCUUGCUCUCGUUUUCUCUCUCUCUCUCUCUGUCUCUCUGUCUCUCUCUCUGUCUCUCUCUCUGUCUCUCUCUCUGUCUCUCUCUGUCUGUCUCUGUCUGUCUCUCUCUGCUCUCUCACUCUCUCUUUCUCUAUCUAUCCUUCCCUCUCUCCUCUCUCUACUCUCUCUCUCUCUCUCUCUCUCUCUCUCUCCCUGAAAGGUCAUUAAAGUCAUUACUAUCAUCUUUCCGCAACAAUUUUGUUUCAACAUUAAGACUCAUGACUUACGCCAAGGGCGAGUAAUAAUUGCUUUAGAGUUUCAUCUUGAUCUUAAAACAUGCAUGAUCUUUAGAAAAUAUCGACUAUAUUCAAAACACCAAAUCUAAUGUCUAACGUAUAAAGUCUAAUGUAUAAUGUCUAAUUUAGGUCUAAUGUCUAAUAUAUAAUGGUUUAUGUCUAUUGCCUAUUGUCUAAUGUCUGAUGUCUACUGAUGUCAAAGGUUAAAGUUGUUUGAAAGGCGUUAAAACAUAAGAUUUGAAGUUAUUGCUCCAGAGCACUUGCGUCUCGCAAAACGGCUUCCCGUGAUAACGGGACGUAAUGAAGAUUAGCCUUUUUCUCUCCUUAGAUUGAGAUGACUGUCUGAUUGUACUUAUCUCCCCUCUCUGUAACUCAUCUGGAGUUGCCUCCCGUUACAUGUCUGUUGUUUUUGGCUUCCAUGUUAUCGCCCGCCCCUGCCCCCCAACCCCAAUCUCCCACCCCACCCCCCCCCCUCACGAUAAGUUCCCACGGGGAGCGAGGCUUUAAAACGAGGUUGUAUCCACCAUUUUUUGACUCCCGUUACAUGUCGGUUGUUUUUGGCUUCCAUGUUAUCCCCCGCCCCCGCCCCCCAACCCCAAUCCCCCCCCCCCCCCCCCCCCCCCUCACGAUAAGUUCCCACGGGGAGCGAGGCUUUAAAACGAGGUUGUAUCCACCAUUUUUUGGUGAGUAGGGGGAGGGGGUGGAAAGCGGGGCGGGCAGCGGUACCACUCCGAGCAAUAACGUUACGUGAACCUGUGUUGGGCUCCGGGCGGGGGGUGUACGACAGUCAGGCUGUCUGCAUUUAGACACGUUUCAGAAAUGGGGUGGGGGAGGUAUCAAUGCACAUGCAAAGCUGGCGAUAUUUUUUAAACGUCUGGAAACGAGAGUGAAAUUGGUAGAGAAGAAAGGGCGAUGAAGCUGAUUCAAUGAGUUAAUUGCACGAGAGUUACGGUUCUUUGUCUAUCAUCAGUUUUCAACAUAACGAAGGGGUAAAGAAGAUAAUGUUAGUCUGGCUAAAAUAAGCCAAACAUUAACCCAUAUAAUCUGGACUCGUGGCAUUUGGAGUAAUGGCAUCUGGACACAUGGCAUCUGGACUCAUGGCAUCUGAACUCAAGACAUUUGGACUCAUUGCAUCUGGAUUCAUGGCAUUUGGACUCAUUGCAUCUGAACUCAAGGCAUUUGGACUCAUGGCAUCUGGACUCAUGGGGUUUGGACUCAUGGCAUCUUGACUUAUGGUAUUUGGACUGAUGACAUCUGGACUCAUGGCAUCUGGACUCAUGGCAUCUGGACUCAUGACUCAUUGCAUCUGGACUCACAGCAUCUGGAAUCUUGGCAUUUUGACUCAUGGCAUCUGGACUCAAGGCAUUUGGACUCAUGGCAUCUGGAUUCAUGGUAUUUGGACUCAUGGCAUCUGGACUCAUGGUGUUUGGACUCAUGGCAUCUGGACUUAUGGUAUUUGGACUCAUGGCAUCUGGACUUAUGGUAUUUGGACUGAUGACAUCUGGACUCAUGGCAUCUGGACUCAUGACUCAUUGCAUCUGGACUCAUGACUCAUUGCAUCUGGACUCAUGACUCAUUGCAUCUGGAAUCAUGACAUUUGGACACGUUGCAUUUUGACUCCUGGCAUCUGGUAUGAUGGCAUUUGGACUCGUGGCAUUAUGUCUCGUGGCACAUGGAAUCAUGGCCUUUGGACACAGCUGUUGUUUUAUUAAACUAUAGAAAAUAUACCAGUGCACUAUGCUUAAACUUACUUUCAAUUCUUCUCUAUUGUAGACCUACUCUAUUGUAGAGCUACUCUAUUGCAUUGGUUGUGUAGUACUAUUUUACACGUGCCUCGAAUGGAAAGCUGUUUUGUUUUUGUUUGUUUUGUUUGUUUUCACUUUUAAAAUAGCGAAUGCAUGAUGAGGAGGGUAAAAAAGUAGGUGAUAGACAAGCAUGUUGGCCUUAGGAAUCCGAUGCAUCUUGUGAGCGUGGGAAGAAGACAAGAAUACAUUUUGAAAAUGCCUAUUCAUCGUUUUCCAUUUUUUUUUUACCGUAAAGAAGAGCACGUAACUCUGACUGUAGAGUUACCUACCGCUGUCCGUUUGAGGUUGAAAGCUUUCUUUAACUGGAAACUCCGAGUCUACUAGAGUUUAUCUACAAGAGCUCUGCAGGAAGUGUACGGUAAACAUGGCUGGAAAUACGGGAGUGGGGAGGGGGGAGAGCUGUGUCGUGGCCUGCAAACAAUACAAGAGGCCCAACUAAGCAAAGAAACAAUCGCUGGGAAUGAGAAAGGUCUCUAUGCGCUAGAGACACAUCUUUAUACGACAGAAACACAUCUCUAUACGGUUGAGACUAGAGACCGACCGAAUUUCGGCUUCGGCUUCGGUUUCCGCACCGAAAGUGGCCAUUUUAUCACUUUCGGCUAAGUUUCGGUUUCGGCCGAAACUGAAAGUUAACUUUCGGCUUAAUUUCAGUUUCUGCCGAAAGAGAAAAGUUAACUUUCGUUUUUUUCGAUUUCAGCCGAAAUUGACUUAGACUUUCGGCCAUCCGCCGAAAGUGACUGAAAUUUUCGGUCAUCUAAUUCUCGGCAAAAGCGAUAUUUAACAACAAACUAAGCGACAUUUAAGAACAAAUUAAGCGAUCUUUAAGAACAAAUUAAGCGAUCUUUAAGAACAAACUAAACGAUCUUUAACAACAAGAUGUUAUAUUAGAUGUUUAUUUUUUAAUAUUCACGAUUAUCCCAUUUUUAUAAAAAGAAUAUAAAUAUUUAUGCUUUCCCCCGUUAUUUUUGAUGUAUGCAGAAUGUAUGCGGGAACGAAUUUCAAAAUAUCUAAAUAUUUCAUUUUCGGUUUCGCCUUCGGCUUCGGUUUCGGCCGAAAAUCAUUUUUAACUUUCGGCCUUUUUUCGGUUUCGGCCGAAAGUCAUUUUUAAACUUUCAACCUAUUUCCGGUUUCGGCUGAAAGUCAUUUUAAACUUUCGGUCGGUCUCUAGUUGAGACACAUCGAUAUACGCUUGAGACACAUCGAUAUACGUUUUAGACAAAGUUAUAUUACGAGCCUUCGUGUUGGGAGCGGUUGAAAAAAGUUUUUUAAAUGAUUUAUUUGACUUUUUAAAGGGCUGGUUUUCGAAUAGUCAGAUAUUUAUUGUUGGACACAGUCAGAUGUUGGGGUUUUUUUUGUUUUUUUUUGGGUUGUUUUUUGGAGCAGUCAGUGGUUGGGAGCAGUCAGUGGUUGGGAGCAGUCCGUGGUUGAUUUUUUUGGGAGCAAUCAGAGUUUGUGGUCAGUCAGAUAUGUUUAUGGGAUCAGUCAGAUGUUGUUUGUUUUUUGUUCGAGCAUUUAGAUGUUGGGAACAAUCAAAGAUUGGUAUAUGGAAGCAGUCAGAAGUUGGAAGCAGCCAGAGGUUGACAGCAGUCAGAGGUUGGAAGCAGCCAGAGGUUGGAGGCAGUCAGAGGAUGGAAGCAGUCAGAGGUUAGAAGCAGGCAGAGGUAGAAAGCAGCCAGAGGUUGGAAGCAGUCAGAGGUUGGAAGCAGUCAGAGGUUGGAAGCAGUCAGAGGUUGGAAGCAGUCAGAGGUUGGAAGCUGCCAGAGGUUGGAAGCAGUCAGAGGUUGAAAGCAGUCAGAGGUUGGAAGCAGUCAGAGGUUGGAAGCAGUCAGAGGUUGGAAGCAGUCAGAGGUUGGAAGCAGUCAGAGGUUGGAAGCAGUCAGAGGUUGGAAGCAGUCAGAGGUUGGAAGCAGUCAGAGGUUGGAAGCAGCCAGAGGUUGGAGGCAGUCAGAGGUUGUUUAAAAAUGAAAUUUCAUUUUAUAGAGUCAUUCUUCUUGAAACGUUGUUUACAUUUCAUUUAAAAAGAACUCUCUAACUUCAAUUGUAAUUUGCUUAAAAUUCGAUUGAUGUUCUUCGACGAGGCAUUUUUUGCUUGGAGAGUACUAUAAAUUAUGGCCACUCACACACGACUGUAAGUGGCCAUUGUUCUAUGUAGAUAACACCAAACAGACUGUCUUUGAUGGUUAGAGCAGCUGCUUGCUCGCCCCCCCUCCAACCUUCCCCACCCCACAUCCCCCAGCCCCCAAGUCCCACGAGAGAUACACCGAGAGUUCUUGGCCUGUGGCAAAAGAUAGGCCAAAGGUCGUUACCUCUUCAUUAGCGGCAUACCACAAGGUAUCUGUAUCUAUGUAGCGAGUUGUGUUGUGAGCUCUGAGGUCUAAGGACAGAAAAAAAACUUGGAUUCUUGGCGUUCGCGCGAGACAAUUAUAGGGAGAUAAUUUAUGGCGUAGAAGUUGAGAGGGAAGCUUGCAAAAAAAAAAAAAAAGGGUGGAAUGUGCGAUGUUAUAAUAAUACAUUAGUAAUAACAAAGAGCUUUGACAUCCCACUGUACUACUAGGAACCUACAUACGCCACCCCAAAACCCCUUCCGCUGGCUACGUUCUUCACAGAGGCGCAGCUAGAAUGUUUGAAUUUUUUUUUUUUUUCCUUCUGAAAUAGUUUGUUGAAAUAAAUCUGCGGUUUUAAAAGCGGAUGUGUCAUUGGAGCACUAAUAAUAUAAUAAAAUAAUAGAAAUGCAUUUAAAGGAUCCAGGUACUAUUACAAGUCUCAUUGUCUAAUGGAAUCAGAGGCGUAGCGAGGGGGAUGCAGGGGGGGACAGAUGUCCCCGGGUGCCAGGUAGUUAGGUUAUGGACAAAUUAACGUCCGUCUCAAAUAUACAGAGCGCUUCCAUUUCUGACAUGCAUCUCCUUCUACCCCAAGAAUAGAGCGCCUGGAGAAGAAAAAUUAAUCCAAUUCUUUGUUGUUUCUCGCCUUGCCUGCUGAAGGAGGCUUCUAGCCGAUACGAUCUCUUGCGUUUGUCCUGUCUUUUCCUUUCAAGCCUAACAUAUCUAGUUCCACCAUUUCCUUCACGCGGCUUGAAUGCAGUCCCUCCUAUGUUGACAAUUACUAAGACAACCUGUCUCAUUGAGUAUUCAAAGACACGGGAUCUCUCGUGAUAAUUUGACCUUUCCCCUGUCUCCCAACACAGGCACACAAGUAAAUACGCCUCCCUAUGUCACGCAAGAUAUUUAAUAAAACUCUAACAUUUUCCUGUCGUUUUUCCCAGGAAUUUCUGAAGAAGAGGCUGAUCAAUGGAUAGCUAAUUCUCGAAAGAUGAAACUCGAUGUUGUGGAGUCGUCUGAAGGUUCCAGGUGCAGCGGCUUCAACAACUUUUUUGCCAGCAUGGCGGACGGAAGUAACGUAUGUGUGCGUUACAGAUCGCCUCGUAAUUCUUUGAUUCAAGGUGAGUGAGGCACUUGUGUGGUACUUGUGGGGUACUACUGAGGUACUUCUGGGGUACUUGUGGGGGUACUACUGAUGUACUUAUGGGGUACUACUAAAUGACGUUUUUCAAUUUUCUCCAAACUUGGUUUUAAAGCAUGCAUUAGUAUUGAAUUGUUUUCUCUAAUUAGUCAAUUAGGUAACGAUGCCGACAAAAUUGAUUUACCGACAAUGUCAAAUCUGUUAGCCAGUCGACAUGACCUCAGAGCCGUCGCUAGACUUUUGGAGACCCCUUGCACACCCUUCGGUUGUGUGCACCCCACAUUCAAAGUUGAUAGUUAGUCUUUAUUCUCACCCCAAUUGUAGGCCCCCUUAAAUAACCAGAUGCUCCCUGCAGACGCACGGGUUGCAGAAACACGCAUGGCAUGAUCGCGUUCUUACCGUCGAGACUAUCGAAACCCCGACGAGACUCAGCGAGAACACUUUUGGCGAUUCCUAGCUGACCAGUCAUCCAAAGUCAAAGUUACAGCGGUCAGCUCUUUUGUUAACAAAUAAAAAUGUCGUUGUAGCACCUUUUUCGGCAAACCAUUUCUCAGCUACAGACAAACCUCAUUGUCGUAAGGUUUUGGUUUGGCAUGUCAGUAUGUACGCCCUAUGAACAUUUUGGUUGAUGUUCGCAGAGCUUAUAUGCUCACGUAUAUUUGUAAUUGUCGGCACACAAUGAAGCGUAAUCACACAACAUAUUCUGAAACUUUAAACACAAAUUAGAAUCUCCCGUAUCCAAAAAUCGGUUGACAGGACUUAUAUUUUGGUUCCCGGCAAUUUAGAAUGUGCGGACAUUAUACGGAGCAACCAGGGACGUCCUUUGAUAGGGGAGGGUGGGGUAUCUCCCCCCUCCCCCCACAAUGUGCAGGUUUUAUUUAAAUUGCUAGGUACUUUGGCGCCACCAGUAAUAAACAACUUAACAAGCCGACCAAGUUUUGGUUUUGCUCCCUUCUGAAAAAAAAAUUGAAGUGACGCCCCUGAGAGCAACCCAGGUCAUGUUAUUAGCCCGCGUAAUUUAGUUUCGACAAUGUUCAAAGUAGGACGUACAUCUGACGUGGUGAUGUUAUCGUGUGCUCUUCUAAAAGGAAAUGUUUCAAUUUAAUGUUUAAAAAUGUUAAGCUCCAGCGUCAAUAUUCACAUGAUCAAAAUGUCCCUGCCCAGGGGAAGUUCUUUCCUACUGGCUGGCCCGGCUGCUGGCCCUGGACUGUGUGCCACCUGUGACAAUCUCCACCAUCAACUCCAGCCAGUGGUCCACGCGUGACGUCAUGAGAUGGACCUGGAAUGAUCACCUCGGCGUCAUGAUGUGGAUCGACGAGAUUGAUAACUCCUUCCAUAAGAGGUAUUCCUGGAAUUAUCCUUAUUUUCUUGCGCUAGCUUUGUGUCCCGAUGUUAUAUUUUUGUCCCACUGUUAUUUUUGCAUCCCACUGUUAUCUUUGUGUCCCGAUGUCAUCUUUGUGUCCUAAUGUCAUCUUUGUGUCCAAUGUUAUCUUUGUGUCCCGCUUUUAUCUUAGUGUAUUCCAAUAUUAUCUUUGUGUCCGAUGUUAUCUUUGUGUCCCGAUGUUAUAUUUGUGUCCCGAUGUUAUUCCGAAGAUUGUGUUUGAUAUUUUAACUCGCCAAUGUUUGUGAGAUUUUGUUUCAAAUGUUAACUCGCCAAUGUUCCUGAGAGAAUUUGUUGGGCUGGAGGACUAGCUGCCUCCCUAAAAAGAACAAAAAGUUGGUCCAUUUCCAAGUUUGAAUGAUUCAUGAUUCACCAGUGUCAAUUCAAUCAUUGGGAUGGCAACAGUUUGAGAACACUUGUUUUCCCACACAUAAAUUUAUAUCAUUAACUACUUUUAAAGUGCCCUUUAUAUUUCUUUUCUGUGUAUAAUGAAUUGUUCUAUAUUAAUUUUCUUUAAAAUAUAUUUGAUUUGUUGAGUAUACACGCAUUUCUUGUCCCCAUCAACAAGAUCCAAUGUGUUCAUGCCGGCGCCAAUUUUAAACGCACUUCGAACGGGAAUACCCUUUGACAAGAGCGCGCUACUCGUCUACAUAGAGGAAACCUUAGCGAACGUCACGAGCACGGUCGACGUCAUUGGUCGCAGUGAAGGAUAUGACGUCAGGGAUGGAGUGACGAGGGCCCUGAUAGCGCUGGCUCAGUGGGGAUCGAUGAUAAUUUUCGAUUAUCUGACGGGCAAUCACGACAGGUAAGCUGCGCGGUGAUCUUAAAGAACGGUAAAUUGGUGCAGAUGUAACGCAUUAAGGAAUAGAUCGUGGACGUUGGUGUUGAUGCAAUGGUACAACUGAUGUUUAUGCAACGGUACAAUUGGUAUUAAUGUGACAGCACAAUUGAUGAUCGCUAUGAUUAAAGCAAUGAGAAUCGGUGGGUUUGGCUGAAAAGAUUUUGAUACAGGUAUGUGCAGUCGGAAAUUUAAAGUACGGAGCCAAACUCCAGCUCCGCAAUUUUACGUCAGAAUGGGCGUGUCUUUACUGCUAGGAAUAAAUUUUAAUGGAUUUAUUACAUCAAAACCACGUUUUUCGUUUUUUUUUGGUGUUUUUUUUCAAGAAGUAACUUCCAGGUUUAAUCAUAACGAGUACAAACUGCAUGACUUUGCUAUGACCAAAAAUGAUUUGACUAAGUCACAUUGUGUCGGGCUGUGAUUUAAUCCAUAAUUGUUUCAACCAUGUCCAGGGUGGUCAGCAUGCAGGAGGCUGCCUUCAAGGAGAACAACACUAACAUUCUCCAGGAACCCAUUCGGAACCUGAAGCGCUCAAAGUAUGCCGGUACGAAACUGUGGCUCAUUGACAACGAGAGGGGCUUCCUGGACGCUUAUCACCUGAUGUAUGGGCAACCCAAGUACGGGGCGAGGUAUGUAUGGACAACCCAAGUACGGGGCUAGGUAUGUAUGGAAAACCCAAGUACGGGGCUAGGUAUGUAUGGACAAACCCAAGUAUGGGGCUAGGUAUGUAUGGACAACCCAAGUACGGUGUUAGGUAUGUAUGGACAACCCAAGUACGGGGCUAGGUAUGUAUGGACAACCCAAGUACGGUGUUAGGUAUGUAUGGACAACCCAAGUACGGGGCUAGGUAUGUAUGGACAACCCAAGUACGGUGUUAGGUAUGUAUUGACAACCCAAGUACGGGACUAGGUAUGUAUGGACAACCCAAGUACGGUGUUAGGCAUGUGUGGACAACCCAAGUACGGUGUUAGGUAUGUAUGGACAACCCAUUUACGGGGCUAGUAAAGUAUGGUCAACCCAAGUAUGGUACUAGGUAUGUAUAGACAACCCAAGUACUGGGAUGGUUAUGUAUAGACAACCCAUGUAUGGGGAUGGUUAUGUAUGGACAACCCAAGUACGGGGCAAGUAAAGUAUGGUCAACCCAAGCAUGGUACUAGGUAUGUAUAGACAACCCUAGGACGUAGCUAUGUAUGUAUGGACAACCCAAGUACGGUGUUAAGUAUGUGUGUACACCCCAAGUAUGGUGCUAGUUAUGUAUAAAUGGCUAUAGCCAUGUAUCCCUAGUCAAUAUGAUCCACACACAUUUGACCUCUAAGAACCGCCAAUGGCAUACAAAUCUUUACUGCCGUUUUUCUCUGGGCAGUCCAGUUAUGAGCUACCAUAACCUCUGAUCUAUCUUAAGAAAAACAUAUUUUUAAGAUCCCUUAAUUAUGUUUCUAGAUAACGACCCUACAACCCUAAAUAUGGCUCAAUAGACAAGGAUCCCUAAGACCUCAUACAUGGCUCCUAACUGAGCACCCCAAAGUCUCUGGUGAAAACGAGCGUUCAACUCAUAUAUAUCUUUAUUGACCGUCACAAAAAAACAAGAUUGAAUAUGAUCUCAUUAUAAUACAUCCCGAAUUCAAGAGCUUUGUCGUAUGCCACUAUGACCAGGUAGUGCAGUUUAUACUUACUACUCCACCCCCCCUUUUUUUUCACUCCUGGGAUGACAGAAUAAUGAGAUAGGAAGUGGUAAAAAAUUCUAAACUCACGGCCCUAUCUAAACUCACGGCCCUAUCUAAACUCACGGCCCUAUCUAAACUCACGGCCCUAUCUAAACUCACGGCCCUAUCUAAACUCAUGCCCCUAUCUAAACUCACGACCCUAUCUAAACUCACGGCCCUAUCUAAAUUCACGGCCCUAUCUAAACUCACGGCCGUAUCUAAACUCACGGCCCUAUCUAAACUCACGGCCCUAUCUAAACUCACGGCCCUAUCUAAACUCACGGCCCUAUCUAAACUCACGGCCCUAUCUAAACUCACGGCCCUAUCUAAACUCACGGCCCUAUCUAAACUCACGGCCCUAUCUAAACUCACGGCCCUAUCUAAACUCACGGCCCUAUCUAAACUCACGGCCCUAUCUAAACUCACGGCCCUAUCUAAACGAAGACGGCACAAACUGAAUUUCCUGCGCAAGCACAAUUGUUUAUUUUUUUUAAAAUCCUUUAUAUUAACUUCGCUUUUGUUCGUGGCUGGCUGUCAAGAUCUAACCUGUAUAAUUGUGUCCUUAUCUUCUAGGGGAAGGUGAAGGAAAUAGGAUGACACUGAUUUCACGAGAAUAUAAUUCCCGAUAACUGCUCUAUGAGCUUAUUAUUAGAAAUUAGAAUACUAAUAAUAGAAAAAUAAUUAUUUAAAAAAAAAAAAAAAGCAACUGCGAAACAUUGGCGACAGCAAUGCGUGAACUUCCCAUCUACUUAAGUUACUUGACAAAGCAUGAACUCAAGUAUCGCACAUUUAAGAAUUCCAAUUUUUGCUAGUCCCCAUACUCCCAUGAAACGUCACUGCACACUUUUUACUUCACGCCCAUGAACAAUAUUAAUUUACUGAUGUCCCAACCAAUUUUAAAACGAAUAUUUAUUACACCGUAUUUAAAUUGAGACCAUUUCAUUUCCGAAAAGAAAAUAUUACGCACCAAAUGCAAUUGCGUUAUUAAAAAAAAAUCAUUGAUCUCCGUUAUCAGGAAUUAUAUUUUGCCUCCCCUAGAACUCACUAUUGAACCAUAUUUUCUUUAAAACAUAGAGAAUAAUAUGUAAUACUAGCGAGUACCUGGCAUGCGUUGCUAUGUCACGUUAAGAAAGAACAAAUGUUUGUGUUUUAAUUAUGUUUUUUAAGGUACUUUUUAUGUAGACAUUUUGUUUUUCCAUCUGGUGCGUACACAGAUAAAUUACAAGUUUUUUUCCGACGUGUCUGCAGGCCACAUACAGCUUUCCACGCGGGAAACAUGGAUUUUCAAAAUUUAGCCGACACACUUGUAGCGAUUGAUCCCCCCCCCCCCUAAAAUAGCUCUGUUUGAAAUUAUAUGUAUAAAUCUCAUUAAAGGGGAAAAAAAACGAAUUUAAAGUCCCCGGUCCCAAACGGAAUAUUGUAAACAGGUUGCACUAAUUCAGAAACCUACUUAUUAUGUCACACACAAACUGAAAUGUCGCUAUUUGUAUUUGUUUAAAAUCCAUCAACAAAUGCACAGCUCUGUUUUAAAUUAUAUUUACAUAACUCAUUUUUUUUAAAAAACGAAUUUAGGGCACACGGCCCAAAAAAAAAAUGGAAUAUUUUAAAAGGGUGGGUGAUGAACCAAGCACUGCUUACAAAAAUGCGUGGGCGAGCGGACAACAAUUCACCAAAGUUUGGUCGCAAUCGGAUGAAUGGUGUAGGAGCGCACACGGGACAUACAUACAAACAGACAUUCAUUUACAAAUGUAUAGAUAAUUCAAUUUAUUAAUUUAUUUUAGAAACCAAUGAUUGGUGUAGCAAAUGUCUCUUUAUUAAAUUAAAAACCCCAUUACUGACUAUAACACGUGUUAUUCUAUUGCUAAUAUAACAUGGUUAACUAUUACUUUGUUCACUGUCAUGGAUGGUCUACCGUUAUCACUUGAGUUAUAAUAAUAAUAAUAAUAAAGUUCAUUUAAAAAAACACACGCUUCAUCCCCAAAGGCUCGAAGCGCGGUACAAAGUCAACAAAAAACAUAUCUAUAAUUACAAGCAUACAAUAUCAAAGUCUUUCUAGCCAUUUCAACCCGGAGCAACACAGCAACACAUGGAAAAUAAGGUAGACAAUCAUCCCAGAAGGUAUUUGUGAAAUAGAUGUGUCUUUAGAUCGGUUUUAAAGGACUCCAGUGUCUGGUUGUUUCUAAGAUCGACAGGAAGGGCGUUCCAAAUUGUUGGACCAGCAAAUGCGAAAGUGCGUUUUCCGUAAGUCUCAAGGCAAACACGUGGUGUCGAGAGUUUGCCACUAUCGGAUGAGCGGAGCUCUCUACUGGGUACAUAAGGCGUCAGCAGCUCUUUCAGAUAGGACGCGCCAGGUCAUGUAAGCAGCGAUAGCACAAAGUUGCGAUUUUGUACUCUAUGCGAGCACGCACCGGCAGCCAAUGCAACUCUCUCAGAAGUGUUUUUGCAUGGUCGAAUUUGCGGAGAACUAUGCGAGCCGCAUUAUUCUGUGCUAUUUGAAUUUUAUCCAGGAGCGUAGCUGGAAGACCCACCUUGAGAGCAUUGCAAUAGUCCAUGCGUGAUAGCACAAAUGCAGACAUCAGCCUCUUUGUUGUAUCAAUUGUUAGGAAGGGCCUGAUUUGACUAAUCCUGCGCAGCUCCAGAAAAAUCGCCCUGCAUAGCAUGUUAAUAUGACUUUCAAAAGUUACAGACAUCAGCCUCUUUGUUGUAUCAAUUGUUAGGAAGGGCCUGAUUUGACUAAUCCUGCGCAGCUCCAGAAAAAUCGCCCUGCAUAGCAUGUUAAUAUGACUUUCAAAAGUUAGUCUUCUAUCUAGGUAGACACCCAGGUACCGCACUGUUUGAGCUAACUCAAUACGCACACCUGAGAGAGUAAUGGAUGUCGUGUUAUUUGCAGAUUUCUGCUUCUGAGCGGUCGCAAUGGGGAGCAGCUCAGUCUUAUCAUCAUUUAAUUUGAGCUUGUUAAUGGUCAUCCAGUGCUUUACCGACUCCAUUGUCUUCUGUGUCAUACUGAGCAGCUGAGGGAACUGAGAAGUGAUCACGGAUUGAUGAAGUUGUGUAUCGUCCGCGAACAUGUGAUACAACAUGUCAAACUGCCUGAUCUCUGCACCCAGGGGCUGAAUGUACAUCGUGAAAAGCAUCGGGCCUAGGACCGAGCCCUGGGGUACUCCGAAUUCGAGAUUAGAUUUCUUCGAGGUCAAGCCGAUGUAGUUAUGAUUAAUCUACAUCUGCUCCUCUCUCACUCAAUAAGUAAUGAUAACAUCCAAUGAUUUACAAUUUUUUUUAUUAUAUAAAUUAAACACAAUAAUAGUAAGACUUGCCAGGAGGAUAUCCUGCAAUAAUUCUAAGAUGCAAUAAUAACACACUUGUAUAAUAUUCCACAUCACAAUUGAAUCAUAAUACUUCAAUACUUCAAUACUUCAAGACUUCAAUACUUCAAUACUUCAAUGCUGCAAUACUUCAAUACUUCAAUACUUCAAUACUUCAAUACUUCAAGACUUCAAGACUUCAAUACUUCAAUACUUCAAUACUUCAAGACUUCAAUACUUCAAUACUUCAAUACUUCAAGACUUCAAUACUUCAAUACUUCAAGACUUCAAUACUUCAAUACUUCAAUACUUCAAUACUUCAAGACUUCAAUACUUCAAUACUUCAAUACUUCAAUACUUCAAUACUUCAAUACUUCAAUACUUCAAGACUUCAAUACUUCAAUACUUCAAGACUUCAAUACUUCAAUACUUCAAUACUUCAAUACUUCAAGACUUCAAGACUUCAAUACUUCAAUACUUCAAUACCUCAAUACUUCAAUACUUCAAUACUUCAAUACUUCAAUACUUCUUCAAUACUUCAAUACUUCAAUACUUCUUCAAUACUUCAAUACUUCAAGACUUCAAGACUUCAAUACUUCAAUACUUCAAUACCUCAAUACUUCAAUACUUCAAUACCUCAAUACUUCAAUACUUCAAUACUUCAAUACUUCAAUACUUCUUCAAUACUUCAAUACUUCAAUACUUCAAUACUUCAAUACUUCAAUACUUCAAUACUUCAAUACUUCAAUACUUCAAUACUUCAAUACUUCAAUACUGCAAUACUUCAAUAAUCCAUACAAGAGAAAAUCAAAAGAUGUCUGAUCCCUGUCAGAUAAAAUCAUGUACUCCCUCGCCCCACUGAAGCGUGCAGUCUAUCUCCGCUCUAGAAACUAGUUCGCUCUUUUCUCGUGAUUAAUAAGUUGUUACAACGUCUAUAUGAUCAAAUUACUACGCCAUCCUGACAUAAAAGUGUCGUGUGUAAACUCACAGCCAAUUUGGUCUGUGACACUAACACUCCAUUACUAACUACGCCAUCACUGCCACUCCCGCUAUAAACAUAACAACAUUAACAACGCCAUUUCGCAUACCCAAAUAUGCGCCACAAAAUACAAAGCAUACAGCAAAAGCUAAGAUAAUCACUUAAAUACCAAAUACGCUAAAUAGGAAGCAGCCAGCUUGUUAGGAAGCAGUCGAAAAUGGAAGCAGUCGAAAAUGGAAGCAGUCAUACCAGAAGCUUAAUACAUACAAGAGAAAUAAGUGAUGCAUAUACACGUUUAAAAAAACACUUUAUGUUUAGGGGUUGCUUAACCCUACCAGCCCUGGGACCCUUAACCCAACUGUCCCUUAUUCCUGGGUUCCUGAACAUUAAAGAGGAAAAAACCAACAUAACAUAGAAAUAAUGUUAGUGACAUGCUCACAAGUCUUAGUGGUUGGAAUAAGAUGGGACUUAGGGACAUUGCAGAAAAUAGGACCACCGUUCAUCUAGCGCCAAUAUUCCACCUUUGUGUGACAAUCCACCCAGAAGGAUGAACCUUGUUUCACACAGAGGUACUCCUUGCAAAGUGAGCACCAGAAUUUAAUCUUCACCUUCUUGUAUACGUAUUGUCUUUGUAAGACACUCCAGCAUUUUGACUCUGGUACCUUGAGUGCUUUUCCGUGCCCACAACACAGAUUAUUUAUUAUUAUCGUUCGGCCGUCGAAGAUCGACGUUGACCAUCGAGUUGUCCGGUGACUGGUGACUUGCGCGGGUGACUUUUUGUGUUGUUUAAGGUGAGGAAGAGUUGCGCGGCGUCAACCUCACUCUCUCGUCCGGGCCCACCAUAUCCAGUGGGAAGACUCUACGUCAAGACAACCGGGGAUGGGUACGGAUAUGAUUAGACGAUAUCCCAGAGAAAAUCUCUGGAAAAUGAGUUCCUGGGGGUCAUUCGUUGAGGGCAGGGUUCCUUUCAUGGGUGGGGGUUGGCUGUGAUAAGCCCAGAACUGGUUUGCUUUCCUGCAGCAGUGCUUGGUUCAUCAGCCACUCGUUUCAUUGUGAAUUUUCAGAUUUUUUUUUCACGUCAAACCAUACAAAGUCAAUUCAAACACAGGAUGGAAGAUAUUUGCAAUGGAUUGAUUGGUUAUUUUUAGUUUUUGACUCAUUUUUUCACGUAGUAGGCAAAGUACCGAAAAUUAGUAACGCGCUAUAGCGGCAGAUUCGGAAAUUACCGAAUAAGCCGUACAACGGUCUGGUAAGUUGAUUAGGCCAUGAAUUUAAAUCGCACAUACAAUCAAUGCAGUUAGGCACUCAACGAGCACCACCGAGACCAUAAAGAGUGUUUGGUCUUCAUUUUAUUUUUUUAUUGUUUUCCCUCUGUUGCAGGUUUAUCAAGUUCCAUGACCAAAUGCUCCACACCAUGUGUAUCUUUCAGGGGCGUUUCGUGAGGAGGUUGCGAAAAUUAAACAGCUUCAGGAGUCCGCCAGAUGAGCUGAGAAAAUACGCGCUCAGGAAGGAACCGCUCCUGCUUGCUGCAGAAACCGACGCUGGAUUUAGUUUCUUCAACAAGCAUUUCUCUGAAAGAUUGUCAGCGGUUGUUCAGUGGAUCCAGCAUUGUGAAUCAACGACCACUGAUGGGUGAAAGGAAUGUCCACUGAAGAAAUUUUAUUUCUGUUGAAACUUGUUUUUAUUUAUUGAUCAAAUGAAACAUUGCUUUGUUUUAGUAAUAAUAAAAUGUUACUUAAGUGAA